Molecule: messenger RNA, 252 nt
Organism: Penicillium bovifimosum
Lineage: Eukaryota; Fungi; Ascomycota; Eurotiomycetes; Eurotiales; Aspergillaceae
Exons: 1
Coding region: 1-252 (83 amino acids)
Source: RefSeq, a predicted model, not a curated record
AUGGCUUCGGAAGUGUACUCCGUACGUUCUCCGUAUAGACAAGGGUUGGUCUUGGAGUUCUGUGCCCGACACAAUAGCCGACAACCCCUGCGAAGGAGCCUGCUCGCUAUACAUUCCGUUAUUGCUAGCACAGACGGCGACGGGCACGGCUUGCAGAUCUUCAACGGCAAGGCCGUCAAAGCGGAAGCCACAGGAUCAAAGCGGCAGCCACUGGACGUCAUGUUAGAGCCUGGCCGCCUGGCGUUGCCGUGA